AGUCAUGUCCGAAAGAAAAGUUGAAAGAGUUGUUUCGUGAAUUUGUUUGUGGUUAUCUUGCAAAGCAUGCUCGUGCUAAAUAUUUGGUUAAAUUAAAAGAGGACCGUUCCUUUCUACGUUUUGAUGGUAUUGACGAAAUUAGCUCCCUUUGCCGUGAAUACAUAUAUAAAGAAGAAAAGAAAGAAUUGAACAGCGGUUUGGACAACUUUUUAAAAAUGUUGGUGUUAUUCGAAAAAAACAAGUCACUAGAGAGUGUUGGUCGUGGAAAAAGAUAUGGCAAAGAAUAUCUCGAGUAUGAAGUGAACAGUAGUGAAUUGUGGCAUUUACUUACAAGAAGUUAUUCAAUUAAAAGAAAUUCUCGCAUGGUAAUAUACGAACAUUUACUUAAAGAUUAUUACAUAAGAAAGAUACCUGUUUUGAAUCUUGUAAUAAUUUACACAUGAUUCUUGUUUUCUAAUGUUAGUUUAUUUUUAACUUUCCAGAGACAUAAGAAUUUUUGUGCGAAUCAUGGCGAAGCAUCUUCAGAUACAGGACUAGGUAAUUUUAUGCAAGUUUAUACUUGGUGCUGUUUUACAAAGACCCACUUUGCUAUCAGGGAUAAUUCUGAUGUAUUAAAACCAGUCACGGUCAUUACUGCAUGCCCAAAACUGUGUUAAGUUCCUAUCAUAAGAUUUCACAAAAAAUUACUAUUUUACUCUGUCUAACGCCAUUCUAUAUUACUUUGUCUAAUGCCAGGUGAUUUUACUCGUCAGACUUCCCAUGUGUAUAGUUAAAGGAUAGAGGAAUGCUUUACCCACUGAGUGCCUGUAGUGCUCUCCUCUUGACGAGAAAAAUCAUCUGGCAUUAGAAAGAAUUUUUGUGUCCUACAGGACCUACAAGUAACAUGGGCAGUUUCACAACGAUUUUUGUCUGGGGCUCAAUCUUCGACAAUAAUGUUGUGCCACCUGGGGUUUUUCCCUGCUAACCCUAUUCAAUGUUGGUACCUCAUGAGGUUCUCACUAUACCAAGGUUUUCACUAUAACAUUUUUAUCAACAUUGAGGGAGGGGGGACAGGACUUACAAGUAAUAUGUGGGCAGCGUCACAAUGGUUUUUGUCUGGGGUUACUUUGAGCCUGCCACGCAAGAUAGGUCGCACACCAAAUUGUAUAUUCUUUACUGAUACUUGUAAUAUCAUUUAAUUGUGUAGGGGUUUCCAAGUCUGAUGAUGCAACUGUUAAUGAGGUACACAAUGCACCCUAACUACUUUAUCAGUGCCCAUUGUGCCAUGCUAAAAAUGAGAGUUAUUAAAUGUCCAUUCUAUACAGGGAUGCGUUCUAUUAAGCCCAAUAUACCAAUGUUAUUAAUGUCACUGCAGCAUGUCAAAGUAAUUUAUUCAAGAAGAGGAUGAUCGGACUUCCAACGUAGCAUUUAAUAAGUAUACUCUAAGUCCAUUGCUUGUUCCAUACUCAUGCGUCAUGGUCAUGACGUGUUUCUCGGAAUACAAACACUUGCUUUCCUAUAUGAAAGUUAUGUAAUUUUGCACUGUCUGCAAUACGAAACGGGACUCAAUAUUGCAUUAUUGCAUUUAAAACUGAAUGGACAUUCCUGUUAAAAACUGAAUGGACAUUCCUGUUAACAUGAUGGUUAUAAUAUAAAUAAAUAACUAAAUAUAAAUAAACAAAUAUAUCGAAACAAACAAACAAACAAACAAACAAACAAACAAAUAAGCAAACAAAUAAAUAAACAAAUAAAUAAACAAGUAAAGAAAUAAGUAAAUAGAUAAACAAACAAACAAACAGAACGCCUUUGUCUAGCAUGGACAAUUUAAUGCUCAUUUUCACGGGAUGAGGCGGAUUUUGUAUUAGUACUAUGUUUAAUCCACCCAUUAGGCAUUGCACGUUAGACAGAUUUAGAAAAGACGACGCGACCUCAAAGACGACGUGGAUGUCGUCAUUUGGCGCCAACUAUCGUCAGCUUCUGGUUUGCGACGUCGUCUUGGACGAUUUCACGACGCGAAAAUACAAUUUUCACGUCCUCUCUAGAACGUCACAGAUUUUUGCUUCUUUUGAAAAAAAUAUGAGACUAUGCAUAAUAAAAAUCAUCCUAUUUUGCUCCCUAUGUAUUGUUUAAUGAUACUAGCUAAAGUUUUUCCAUUGACAAGGUCAGUUUUUCUUGUAUUUCGCUAAAAUUUGGACGUGUUGAUUUUCGACAAAUAGUUUCCAUCGCCAUAACAAAUCAACAAAACUGCAAGCAUUGUUAAUAACCACUUCAGUACCGCUAGUAAUCUUCACCAAAACAAACAUUUUAGAACAAACUAAACUGAAGUUAUAUUAACCAACUGUUUAAAAUCAGGAAAACUUGGGAAAAUAGAAGAAUAAAAGCACUUAAAAGCAGUAAAAACUCAAUCAAUUUUAGUUGCUCUGUCACAACAGUGCAAAAAGUAGGACAAGCAAAAAAACCCGCUUUCCUAUAAACUUGAUUGAAUAGGCUACCAAUAAAGCAUUUAGCUCGUAAACAAUACCUGCAGCUAUUGUAUUUAUUCCAAAUGAUGCAACAAAGUUCACUUUUCAAAAUACCGAAAUAUACGUCUUUUUCUAAAAAAGACUUAUUGAAUGUUCAUACUAAUUCAUCAGGAAACACUUGGCCAGUAUUACAUAGCCUUUUCUUGCACAUAUCUUGACAACUGAUUGAAAACAAUACAGGAAUGAACAGGUAACAAGAAAACAAAAAUUUGGUUCGGAAAAGACAAAUAAGCCGUCCCAGAUUAAAACCCGGAAGCACAGAAUAAGAAGGUACAGCAGAAGUGUAACUCAAGCAAGUAUUUGUCCGCGUUUUUACAAGCGAUUCGUCAUCAAUCACGCCAUCCUGGCUAGUACAACCGGCACUUUGUACCUACCAAAGCCUGAUAAAAACUUCCCGUUGUACUAGCCAGGAUGGCGUGAGCGAGUUAAAAUUUUCGUGGACGUAAAACAAGGAGACCGACUCGAGUUACACUUCUGCUGUACCUUCUUAUUCUUGUGCCGGAAGUGAACCCGAGGUGCAUACGUCAUUUUCACGUCGUCUUAGACGUCGCGUCGUGUUUUCUAAAUCUAUCUAGUAUAUCUGAAUGAUAAUAACGUGAAUAUUAAUUAACUCGCCAAACUAAUGGCAUUAAGCAUAUAUCAUAACAUCAAGCUUGACCAUUCGUCUCCAGACUAAGAUUAAAAAUCACAAUGAAAUAAAAUUGAAACUAACAAUGAACAUGAAAGGUUGCAUAGUUUUUUGAGGUUGCAUAAGACUGCAUAAUUGCUCAGGUUUUGACGCAAAUAAGACUCGGAAGUCAAUUACAUAUUUUGUAUAUUCACUAUAUACAUAAUUACAUGUGUAUGGCCAGCCUACUAUACAUAUUAUUUGAUUAUUGAUUACGUUAUAUUUAAUGAUCGAGUGUUGUUUUUGCGGUAAAAUAUUAAACUGUGGUCUUUUCUAACAUAAGUUAAUUAAUUUUGACUUUCCAGAAUCAUGAGAAUUUUCCUGUGAGCCAUAGUGUACCAUCAAGUGAACCAUAUUCAGAUACAGGAGGUACUUUUAUGCAAGUGUAUUUGGUGUACGUUUUUACAUGGACUUGAUUAUACAGUGUGACGGGCAUGCAGGUUGUUGCAAACUCAAAACUUCCAUAGGUUGUUUAAUUAAGGAGUCAUUAAUUUCAUCCUUGUUCCAGCUGAAAUUUUAACUCAGCCAGUGCUGAAACAUUUAAUUGUGAAACAAUUUUUAGCUCGGUUAAACCAAAAACACGCGAUACGCUGAAAACAUGAGAUCCAUCCCAUGGCCAUGUAAUCAGUCCGUAAUAUAGCUACACGUUCGUUUGUAUACGGUCACGUUGCGACGUUCCACUGAGAUAUAAAUAGUAAACUAGAUAUUUUAAUAUCUUUUGAUAUAGUGUCUCAAUCAGAUGACCAGCUCAUUGAACCG
Molecule: messenger RNA, 3927 nt
Organism: Paramuricea clavata
Lineage: Eukaryota; Metazoa; Cnidaria; Anthozoa; Malacalcyonacea; Plexauridae
Source: the annotation of a GenBank genome assembly